This is a messenger RNA of Penaeus vannamei (Pacific white shrimp), 1636 nucleotides long. Its product is annotated as sex-lethal homolog. Gene Ontology annotation, cellular component: ribonucleoprotein complex. Gene Ontology annotation, molecular function: RNA binding. The record is from RefSeq and is a predicted model, not a curated record. NCBI's taxonomy places the organism in Eukaryota, Metazoa, Arthropoda, Malacostraca, Decapoda, Penaeidae.
GGUGGUAAGAUAGCCCCGGACCGAACCGCCAACCGCUACAACCCGAUCGGCAGCGGCGGCGGCUAUGGCGGUGGGUACGGAGGUGGGUAUGGCAGUGGCGGGAGUUCCUUGGGCUACUCCAAUGAUGCGGCUGGCCAAUCCUCGUUCUACAGCUUCUCCACGCCUUCCUUCAGUGGGGGAAAUUACACAUCGUUCUCCGGCAUGAGUAAUAACUCUGGUGGCGGCGGCUAUAGUAGGUACUGAAGCCCAGCCCCGUGUUAAACAACAGCAACAACAACAAAACGUGUUCUAUGAGUGACAAGGAAAAAAAGAAUGGCUUUCACGCGGGGAGCUCUUUCAAUGAAUAACAAAAAAAAGCAAAAAAAUACAAAAAAAUAAGUAAGGAUUAAGUAACAUGAUGAAAGAUUAAAACAAAACAAAUAAGGAAUUACACAAAGCAAUUUCAUGUUUUUUGUAGAUGGAAAUACUAAAAUAAAAGAGGAAAAAUACACAGAGCUAUCAACCUAUUACCAUGGUUUUUAGAGAAAGUUUUCAUCAUCUUAUUUUUGUUGUAAGAGUGUAUUAUGUAUUCUAUCAAGUCAUUGUUGGUCAUUUUUCCCACACGAGAAGUGGCAUCGUGCAUAAACCUUCUUAAGAUGUUGCAUCGAUGGCUACAAACACUAGUUUAAAACUAAACAAAAAAAAGUUAAGAUGAUAUUGUUUAUACCAUGAAAUAUUCAGGCUUUAUUGUCAUUUCCAGAAAAAAUGUGCUAUGCAUUUUAAAUGCUUAGAUCUCUGGUGUAGUUGUCUUCAGACAUUAUUUUCUUUUAUGUUUAUUGCACUUUAAAAAUUUUUGAGCUCUGUUUGUAUUUUAGUAGAAACUGGAAGUCCAUUAUUAUAAUAAAUAAUUUUUUAAAGCAUAUGAUUUUCCAAAAUCCUAAAAUGAGUUAUCUUUUUUUUCUUUGAAGUAAAAAGCAAUGCUGAAUGUCACUCAAUUGAGAGAAUUUUUUGCUUUUGAUUUUUCUAGUUUCAUUUUCUUGUUUUAUGUUUCUGUGUGACUAGUGACAGGAAUUGAUGCCACAGCCAGGACUCUGCCUUUGCACCGAAGGGCAGGUGGUUUUUUUCGUUUUGUUUUUAUCUUUUCCGAUGACUUCGUUUGAUUUUUUUGUGAAUAUAUUAACCAACGAAAAUGUCGGACGAGUGUUCUUCAUUAAGUAUUUUAUUCUACUGUGGAUUUCCCUGCGGCAGACACGCACGCCCCUGUUGUUGUCACCGCAGUAGCUAGAUGAUGUCAUUCAUGAUGGUUAUUAUGCUGUAGUAUUAUUCAUAUAACCUAUAAUUACAUAAUUGAUGGUUUCAUGUAUCUUUUUCCAUAUAUUGUGUUCUUUGAUGCUUGAGAAAUAAAAAAAUAAAAAAAAAUUGAUUUUUUUGGUACAAUAAGGUGUUCUCUAAGUUUUUUCAUUAAAAGUGUUGGACUGAUUAUUUUCUUCAUAAUGUUAUAUUGGUCGGUAGCAACCAUACCUGAACAUAUUGUAAGAUUUUUUUUGUUCUCGAUGAAAAAAAAACUCAACAAAUGUUUUGUACAGUGCAACAUUAUUUUUGCUCACACUGUAAUAAGUUACUUGACAGAUAUAUUUAAUAAAGUGAAACUAUCAAC